Micropterus salmoides (largemouth bass) is the source of this 1366-nucleotide messenger RNA. RefSeq names its product zona pellucida sperm-binding protein 4-like. Bases 96 to 1322 code for a protein of 408 amino acids. The record is from RefSeq and is a predicted model, not a curated record. Gene Ontology annotation, molecular function: structural constituent of egg coat; acrosin binding. Gene Ontology annotation, cellular component: egg coat. The transcript has 10 exons. NCBI's taxonomy places the organism in Eukaryota, Metazoa, Chordata, Actinopteri, Centrarchiformes, Centrarchidae. Gene Ontology annotation, biological process: binding of sperm to zona pellucida; prevention of polyspermy.
ACUUUUUGGUGACAUUUAUUUCAUUAUCACUGCUUCUUUUGAGAUGUGAAGCCCAUGCUGCUUCAAAACAAUUUCAACCAACUAUCUAUAACACCAUGAAUAAUACCAAAUUGAUUUGCCACGAAGGGUUCAUGUCUGUUCGCAUAUCAAAGGCACAAUUUGCUGAUCUUCCUUUUACCAUUUAUGUCCAAGAUGAACACGCCGGGUAUCACCAAGUCAUUGCUCUAGCAAAACAAUGCCACUACUUCCUUCGAGAAACUGACAUCUUUAUCAUCUUAACCGUUGCUUCCCACGGAUGCUUUGUGAGAAUACAAAAAUAUAUCACAAUUCUGAAUGUUGUCAUCGUGGCACUUGCAGAGAGGGGAGAAGUUGAAAUUGUCAAGUCAAUACCUCUCAUCUGUGAGAAGAAAAUUAAAGCUAAGGUGAAUGAAAAUGAUCAUCCACCUGUAUCAAGACAUUUUUUCUGCACCAGGGAUGGGUUCAACAUUACCAUCCCUCAGAAUGCCACAGUCCCACCUCUGAACCUGGAUGCAGUGAGGAUCCCUUCAGGUCAAAGACGCAAUUGUAAACCCCAACAAAGAUCCAAGGAUGCGGUCACGUUCAGCUUUCCAUUCACUGAUUGUGGCACUCAGUCCAUGAUAGCAGGUGGGAUUAUAACCUACUGGGUCAACAUUGAGGUGAAACAAAAUCUGCAGGGAGGCUCUAUAUUUCAUGACACUCCUUUCCACUUUGCACUGAACCAAAUUAGUCAGCUCGGCAUCGAGGUUCAGGGAGAAACGUCCCUGUCGACACUGAGGAGCGAAGGAAUACUGAGGACUGAGAUGAGGUUUGCCAAAGAUUCCAGUUACAGGUCUUUCUAUUCCUCUCGUGACCCUCCAACAGUGACUGAGCUUGGCCAGCCUGUUUACGUGGAGGUGUUUGUUCUCAAACAUGAGGACAAGGAUUUGGUGCUGCUGCUGGGGGACUGCUGGGCGACACCGACAAAAAACCCACAUGACCCACACAGAUGGAACCUGCUUGUUAAGGGAUGUCCUUUCAGUGGUGAUAGCCACACAACUGUUGUGUUGCCAGUUGUCUCCAGUGAGGAGCUGAAGUAUACCUCUCUUCAUAAGUGGUUUGUGGUCAAGCUCUUCUCAUUUGUGAAGCCCCCAACAUUUGAAAACCUGGUAUAUUUCCACUGUGAUAUAGAGAUCUGUAAAGGACCAGAUUGCUUACAGUCAUGCAGCAAUAGAAGGCGCAAAUUAAGAAGAAUCACCCCAGGGCCCGGGCAGAGAAAUCUUUACAGUGUAGUCUCUGGUGGACCUCUUUUUUUUCUACUGUAAAUAACUGUCCAUUUGUGAUGAAAAUAAAUCAAUGCCUUACUACA